Messenger RNA from Leptomonas pyrrhocoris, 2897 nucleotides. RefSeq lists its product as hypothetical. Gene Ontology annotation, biological process: positive regulation of anaphase-promoting complex-dependent catabolic process; positive regulation of ubiquitin protein ligase activity; anaphase-promoting complex-dependent catabolic process. The transcript has a single exon. Gene Ontology annotation, molecular function: protein binding; anaphase-promoting complex binding; ubiquitin ligase activator activity. The coding region runs from base 645 to 2897 and encodes 750 amino acids. The record is from RefSeq and is a predicted model, not a curated record. Gene Ontology annotation, cellular component: anaphase-promoting complex. Lineage: Eukaryota; Euglenozoa; Kinetoplastea; Trypanosomatida; Trypanosomatidae.
AGUGCACCUUCGACGUACAGGCGGCCGAAAAACUGUCACAGACGAUUUCGACGCUGCGCCGUCCUGACGUGUCACUUUCCACCCUCCUACAGCUCUAGCGUCCUAGGCGUUGCAUUCAUCUACCAACAACAAAUAAGAAAAUAAAAGAACGGAAAUCUUUUUUUUUCUGCCGGUUCUCGUGCAACUUAGACUCUUCUUGCUUUCUUCAAAGCUCCUUUUUUCUCCCUUUUGUUCUUCUCGUGCCCCACGUACGGUCCGUCUCUGCCUCGUUCAACGCGCCUUCAUUGGUACAACUUCGCCGGCGUUGCGGUAGUUGUUGACCUGCUUGUCCCCCGCCAGGUCAUCCCCCUCUUUCUUUCUUUGUUUUGUUGUUGUUAUUCAUUCCUGUUCCACCCACAGAAGCGUGCAUCUUCUUCCGCUGAUUGUACCCAAAUCUAUUGCCUUUUUCCCCUAGAUCCCUCUUUCUUCUUUCUUCUUUCUUUGUUACUUUUUAAGAUUUCACUAAACGCACUUGUACAUUUACUUUCCCUUUCUUUCCCCUUUUUGAGUAUUCUGAGGAGUCCCCACUCUUCGCUGGCUGACCAACAAAAAAAGGCGUUUCACUGUUCUGUUCUUCCCUUUCCCACUGUCCACUUGCGCAACGAAUGCAACAGUGGACUUUAGAGCGCAAUUCCGAGUCGCCGGAGAGCACCGGCCGCCUCACGUUGCACCAGAAGGACGCAAAGCUAUUCAAGUACGACGGCCGUCACGCGCGGCGCAGCGGUCGCGUCGAGGCGCGGACACGGCUGUCCUGCACCGCGUUCCCUGCGGAAGCCACGGCGAGCAACAUCUGUAACCACGAAGCGUGGGAGGAGGAAGAGGGCCGCAGCAGUGUACCGCAACGCCUUUCCCGCCACAUCCCUCAGCGCGCCGGUAUCGACAUGUCGAUCUCGUCGUUUAAUUUGAUUUCAUCCCCGGCGUGCCUUUCGCAGUCCUCCGCCAGCUCCCCGCGCAACCUCGCUGGGGCGUACGGGCUGAAUAAUAGUGGUAGCAAUGCCGCUGCUGUGGUUGCCGCAGUCGGGGCGCCGCCUACCCCGCCGAGCGGCAUCGCCAUGGCCCCCAAUCCUUCUGCGGCUCACUCGACAUCAUCAGGAGCAGCAGCAGCAUCUGCGGGUGUCGGCGGCGCCUCUUUCGCGGGCACCAGCACCGUCUCUCCCACCCCCGCGUCGAGUGCGCUGACGAGCUUCUCUGAGUCCUUCGUGUCCGACGACUCCUCCUACGUGACGUCGCUCUACCACGACGUCUUGGCCAGCAGCCUCAUCGGCCACCGCACCACCGCCUCUGCCGCCGGGGGUGCGAACGACGGUCGAGGUGGAGGGGGCGGCGGCUUCUUGUACGGCCGUCCAACAUCUGCCGUGGGCGGAUCGCACAUCAGCGGCGGUGUUGCCGCGUCCGUCGACGACUUCGGCGAGGGCCGACGCACCAGCGAGAUGGGCAGCGAGGAACGCAGCAGCGGACACGGCGUUCACGUCGACACCGUAGCGUCGACCGCCUCUGUGCGUCGUGGCCUCGGCGGCGAGGUGCUGCGCUUCGCAGACACGAGCUCGUUGGUGGCGACCUCGUCUUCCUUUGGCGCGGCCAGCCCCACCAGCGGUCCCUCCGUGCGCGUCACGACGUACACGACGAAAGGCACCCGAUCAUCCGCGGCCUCCUCCAGCGCAGCCGGGCUCGCCGUUGCCUUACCCCGCGUGCGCUCUCGCACCUUCUACACGUCGGGCAGCGGCAGUCGCGGCGGGGGCGGCCCGCGUGUCUUCAACACCACCCCAGAGCGCGUGUUGGACGCACCUCAGUUCCCCACGGAUGCCACGCAGCUGCUGGACUGGGGCGCGAACAACGCCAUUGCCAUCGGCAUGGGGCAGUCCCUUUACUCGUGGAGCGGGGAUAGCGGACAGGCGGCGCGCAUUGUCGAUCUCGACAGCGCUGCCCGCAUUAAGUGUGUUCAGUGGCUGCACAAGUGCAGCUGCGUCGCCCUUAGUGUUCAGAAGGGCACGACAGCCAUUUAUGACUGCCGCACCUCUGAUUUCUUGCGUACAGUGCGCCUGCCCACUGGGUUGGAGGUGACGGGGCUUUCGGUGAAGGGGCCCGUCAUGGCCGUUGCGUCAAACGGGCCACACGGGACCACCUGCGCCUACGACCUCCGCGCCAAAGAUGCCCUCAUCGCCACCUUUGACGGCCACAGCGGCGGCGUCGCCAGUCUUCACUACUGCGCGGCGGAACCGUUCUACUUAGCGACUGGCGGCUGCGACGGCUCGGUGCGGGUGUGGGACGCCCGCCGCGCCGCCGCACCCCGCUACGCCUUCGACGGGGUGCACCAAGGCCGCGUCAACGUCGUCCGCUGGGACCCGCAGAAGCGCAGCCGCCUCUUCACCGGCGGCGAGGACGGCGUGUUGUGCCUCAUGGAUACUCACGCCCCAAAGCGCACCAUCGAGAUGGACCACAACACCGAUGAAGAGAGCGCCUGUGUGGGCAGCGGGCAGGAGCACCUCGCACAGUACGUCACCCGUGCCGUCAAUACCCAGCACCCGAUUUCAGGCCUGGCCUGCCACGGCACGAGUGGGGAGGUGGUAACGGCACACAAACUGAAGGGCCAGCUGCAACUGCGCAAGACCUCCACUUUUCAUCUCCUCAGCACGUUCACUGCACUGCACUGCGAGGCCUCGCUUAGCUGCCUCACGAUGGCACCGGACAAGGAAUCCGUCUGCGCCGCGCAGGCCGACGACACGCUCAAGUUUUGGCGCGUCUUCGAGAACAGCGCUGCCCGGUUGGAGGAGCGAGGCGGGAUAACGAACAAAAGCAGAGCAGACUGGAAUGCGUCUCGCCAAGACCCGAAUGAGUGCUUUGACCAGUCACUGCGGUGA